Messenger RNA from Rosa chinensis, 1083 nucleotides. RefSeq lists its product as uncharacterized. NCBI's taxonomy places the organism in Eukaryota, Viridiplantae, Streptophyta, Magnoliopsida, Rosales, Rosaceae. The coding region runs from base 64 to 576 and encodes 170 amino acids. The transcript has a single exon. The record is from RefSeq and is a predicted model, not a curated record.
CAUCUUCUUCAGCUUACCUCAAAACUCAAAAUCACACAGAGAGAAGACAGAAGCUUCUGGAAGAUGGGGGUGUCUCCGUCAAAGCGAGUCAAGUCGUCCUUUUCCAACUCGCCCGAGUUCAACUCAGCCUGCGACUCGGCCUUCAGCCACUGCCUCUCUCUGACCGAGCACGGCUUCGACGGCGUCUUCCCCUUCCAGCUCGCCACCGCCUCCGACCAUCUCUACCAAACCCUCCAGGCCGGGCCCCACCCCCACCCUCUCAUCCUCAGGUGGGUCCCUUCUCCCCCGACUCGCUCCCAGGUCGACUCCGCUCUCAGGGCCGUCCCUCGCGAGUCCAAGGCGACGACGACGACGACGACACUCGGCCCGGCCCAGUUCAAGCAGUGGGCCGUCGAGCUCUUCGCCGGCGCCGUCGUCUGCAACGCUCGCCAAGCACUCAUGGUUCGGGUCCCCAUCGGCGUCGCUGGGAUUGCUGGCUUGGGGGCCGCCAGUCGCUCCGGUAAGGACAUUGUUGGAACCGCGAUUGGGGUGUACGCGCUUGGCGUUGCCACCGCCAUUUAUCUCGGUUUACAGUAGGGGCUUUAGAGUUUAUGGAUGGAUGGAAAGUGAAUUCGAAAGGAGCAAUUCUAGUAAUACAUGCUUGUUGGACCAGUUAUAUACAUUUCAUUUGUCUAAAUGCCAAUUAUAUAUUAUAUAUAUCUAUAUCCAAUGUCUCUUGAUUCUCUACUAUUGGGGUUUUGAUCAAGUUGGUUAUUCAAUUUCUUGGUUUUAAUGUAAGUCCUGUGUUUCAUGCUGUAACAUAAAGUUGGGGGACCAGUUAGAUUCUGUGCAUAGUGUUUCAUUGUGAGUUUGGAGUUGGAUGUUUGAUUUACUAAAGGCUGUCAUGCAUAGGAUUUGAAGAAAUAAGAUUUCUGGAUAGCCAUAGGAAAAACACACGAGGAAUCAGUCUUGAUACCUUUGCUUGGUGAUAGGAACUGCAUAGCCUCUCCCACGUUCAGAGGUCAUUAGUUUCUUUUUUCAUGAAUUGCGUGUCAAAUCUUACUACUGAUGAAGAACAUAGAACUAUUGUCAUACUUCAUUUAU